Molecule: messenger RNA, 2742 nt
Organism: Cucumis melo (muskmelon)
Lineage: Eukaryota; Viridiplantae; Streptophyta; Magnoliopsida; Cucurbitales; Cucurbitaceae
Exons: 3
Coding region: 1703-2563 (286 amino acids)
Source: RefSeq, a predicted model, not a curated record
AUUUCUCUUUUUACAUUUACACGUUUUCUAAAGUUAAAAUCAGGUUCACAAAUUUCACAGUACAGCAUAAAUUUGAUAUGUGUAAUUUGUCUUACAACUUGUUUUCACUCAUGCUCUUUCUAUUUGGCUUUCGCUCGUUGCUCAUUACUCUUUGCUAUCCCUCUGUAUUAGAAAAAAAGAAAGAAAGAAAGAAAGAAAGAAAAGGUAUAACAAAAGCUGCGAGAGUGAAAAUCACUGAGUCAAUAAUUAAGACUGCAGCAUGUAUUUUUAUUUGGUAUUUUUCGUCGACCAUAAGACACGCUAACGGUAAUUUUUUUUUUUAUCUAAAUUUUUGGUCGAAAGUACAAUUAUGUCGAUACUAACCUUGAAAUUAAAUUAUGCCCUUGAAAUUUUGAGGAUAGUUUCGAAAUUAUGCCCUUUUUUUUUUUUUUAAAUAAUUUAGAGAGUACUUUAGAAUUUAGAAAAUUGUGAUUUAUAUGUGAUAAUUUUUUUACCUUGAAAGUCACUAUACAAUUUAAGAAAUUGUGAUAUGUAUGUGAUUUGUUUGUGGGAAUUCUUUUCGAAACUUCUUUAAAAUUUAGAAAUUUAUGUUUUGUGUGAUAAUAUUUUAUUUAUUUAUCUAGAAAGUAGGAAAUUAUGUUUUAUAUGUGAUAAGUUUUUCAAUUUAAAAAGUACUUUAAAAUUAAGAAAAUAAAUAUAUACGAUAUAAUUCUUUUUAGUAUGAUUAAGAAAGCAAAUUUAAAAUUAGGAAAGAUAAUUAAAUUAAAACAGUGAAACUCAACUUAGUUCCAACGAUAUAAUCCAAACACAGUAAUUUUGCACAAAUCCAAUUCUGCCCUCUAAAUAAUCUUGAUUACAUUUCAUCAAAUUUUAUUUACUAUUCAAAAAUCUCAAUCUUGUCAUCGCUGUUUACACCACCUCAAGUACAUAUUAUUAUAACUAGCUAAAAUAAUCUUAUCCAAACACAACUAUUGUAAUAUAAUCUUAUCCAAACACAACUAUUGUAAUCUUAUCCAAACACAACCAUUAUAACACUAAUAACUAACUUAUUUUUUAAAGUACAUAAAAAAUCAGUUCUUUUCAGAGUAUAUAAUCACUUUUAACCAUUCUAUAGUUUUUUUUAUUACUCUUGAUUUUUUUUUUUAAAAAAAUGAAUCAAAAUAUUUAAAUGUUAGAUUCUAUCGAUAUAGAUUUAUAUUAGUUUUUUGGAGUGACUAGUAGACAUUUGAUAAAAGUAGAUAGACAUUAAUUUUAGGGACAUUUUUAAAAAUAACAAAAUAAAUUAAAAUAUUUACAAACUAUUGUAAACAUCUUGAAUUCUACAGAUGAUAAUCAAAUGUUUAUUAUUGAUAAAAUAAAAUCUUGAAUUCUAUAGAUGACAAUCAAAUGUUUAUUAUUGAUAAAAUCUAAAAUUUUACUUUGUGAAAUUUACGAAUCAUUCAUAAAAUUUAAAGUUUCGUUACAUGUAUAAAUAUUUAUUUAAGAGGAGUAUAAUUUACAGUAAUUUCCGUUAUGAGUUAUAAUCCACAAGUUUUUGACAUGUUUUGGUGGACAAAGGAAAAGAAAAAGGAGUGAUAUUUAACAUCCUAUGAAACGGCAUCUUCUCGAAGCACCUAUAAUUCAAUGUCCAAAACAACUUUAAACCAAACCAAAUGGCCUUAACCAAUAUCGUCUUCCCCACUCCCUUCAUCGCUCCGAACUAAUGCUCCUCCACCGUGAUUCUCCUCACCUUGAACCAUGGGACCACUUGAACGGCAAAGUGGUGAUGGUUACCGGAGCCUCGUCCGGGCUCGGCCGCGACUUCUGUCUUGAUCUUGCUAGGGCUGGAUGCAACAUCGUCGCUGCCGCACGCCGUACAGAUAGGCUUCAAUCUCUCUGCCAAGAAAUCAACCGUCUCGCUUAUUCCGGUUCUUCAUUUCAGACGGCCACCCCUCGAGCUGUGGCUGUGGAGCUUGAUCUCAAAGCCGAUAGUACGAUAAUCAAGGAUGCCGUCAGAAAAGCCUGGGAUUCUUUCGGCUUCAUCGAUGCUUUAGUGAACAAUGCUGGUUUGAGAGGGACUGUGAAGUCUUCAUUGGAGCUGUCUGAAGAAGAAUGGGAUGAAGUGAUGGGAACAAACCUGAAAGGGUCUUGGUUGGUAUCAAAGUAUGUGUGCAUUCACAUGCGUGACACCAAUCGAAGUGGAUCCGUUAUCAACAUUUCUUCAAUUGGUGGUCUUAAUAGAGGCCAUAUUCCUGGAGGCCCUGCCUAUAGUGCUUCAAAGGCUGGCUUAAACACUUUGACAAAGAUCAUGGCCCAUGAAUUAGGAGCAUACAAUAUCAGAGUAAAUUCCAUAUGUCCUGGAAUUUUUAAAUCUGAGAUUACAAAGGGUUUGAUGCAAAAGGAUUGGCUUAAAAAUGUAGCAUUGAAGACUGUUCCUUUACAGACUUACGGAACGUCCGAUCCAGCAUUAACAACGCUUGUUCGAUAUUUGGUGCACGAAUCUUCUACAUACGUUACAGGUAACAUUUUCAUAGUCGAUGCAGGAGCCACGUUACCUGGAGUCCCAAUUUUCUCAUCCCUGUGAGUAUCUUGGUAUUGACAUGUUCAUAAUGGUAUAUGUAAAUUGGUGUCUAGAUACGCAUUGAGCUUCUCAUCGUUUGAAUCAACUAUUAAGUGGUUGUUGAAUUCCUUUCACUACGUGGUGAAUUAUUAUUAUUUACAUACAAAUCAUGCGAACAAAAUAAACAACUUGAUUUUUCAAAA